CAAAUCUUCUCGCCAAAAUCGGACAGUACAGCUGUUUUAAAAAAACUUUUUUUUAACAAGAACCUUAUUAAUACCAACAUUUUUUAAAUAGUUUUAAGUUUUGUUAUAGUUUUAAAGUAUAAGUUUAAUCUUGAUAACCUUUUUUCACAACCCUGACAUGUCUUGUCCUACCUGGCCGCCGCCGAAGACUCUGGGUAGCCCAGAGAGACCUGUUCCCCAGAUGUCCGACUCUGGACCAGCUGUCUACAGACAGCCCCCAAAGAAGGUCUCCUUGGGCACCCGGCCCAAGUAUAUGGUCCAUGACCAGAACAGGAGAGGAGGAGGAGGCGGAGGGGGAGGAAUGGCCACUAGGUACAUGGCUACCGGUCCCACAGCUGGGCCCAUUCAGCACCACCAAGAGGACCCAGGGUUUCACCCUAAAUCUAAUGACCACUACUACCAACCACCUCCCCAAGGGCUCAAAGACCAAUCCUUGAACCCUCACAUGGACCGCUACCAGCUGAUGCACCGGGGACCUCCUGAGAAGCCGAUUUUAUACCAUUCCGUCAUCGAUGAAGAGAUUGCCUUGCUCACCUGCAUGCUGGCCGAUCUGGACAGCAUUUCACAAAACAGCACACAGCUGAAUGAGAACGUGCCUUACAACACACACGUCACAGGGGACCGCUACAAACGCUCAGCCCAGCCAGGAGCACCCUCUCAGGGCAGGUUGUUCAGGGGUCUCCCCCCUCACCCCCAACCCCAGUACCGUCCUACACCCCCAUUCCCCAGAGUUCCCCUGUACAUCACCCAGCCAGACUACUCUGAUGCCCAGGUCUCAAAACCCUACCCCCAGCCUGUCCCUUCCUCCUACACUACAGCCUCCACCGCUACUGGCCCGAGGUUUAGCGUUCAGGACAAAACAGCCCAGCCUGUAACCUACUCCCAGACUGGUAGGCAAGCUGAGCAGGGUUACACCCCUCCCCCGCACCACCAGCACGCUUUGCAGCCCUCGCCCCAGAAUCAGACUGUCCCCCAUGGCUGGUACCCUUCCAACCCCGCUUCCCAAGCCCAGGAGCUGCACUCUGAGAGGGGUUACAAGGGGAGUGCCGCAGGGUCUGGAGGGAGAGUCACCCAGUGCCCCACAUCCAAUAGAGGCCCAGACACUAAAAAAUCAGGGUCACGCUCGGCACCAAGCUCCGCCUGUCAGCCCAGUAAGGGAACAGCAGCUUUGAGACCAGAGGAGGAGUUGGACCAGCUCACUAAGAAGUUGGUGUAUGACAUGAAUCAUCCCCCUACAGAAGAAUACUUUGAUCGCUGUGCGCGUUGCGGUGACAACGUCCUGCCCGACGUUAACAGCUGUAUCGCUAUGGAGCAGGUGUUCCACGUGAAGUGUCUCACUUGCGUCACCUGCCACGCCCAUCUCAGGUGGCAACUGUUCUAUGCCCUGGACAAGCAGAGCUACUGCGAGAGCUGUUACAUUAUUACCCUAGAGCGCUGCGCCAUGUGCUCCAAGACCUUCCGGGACCAAAUCCUAUCUUUCAUGGGCAGGACCUACCACCCGAGCUGCUUCAACUGCGUGGUCUGUGGCUGCUGCCUGGCUGGCGUGCCCUUCACCGUGGACGCCACCUACCAGAUUUACUGCCCAGACGACUUCCACAGGAUGUUUGCCCCUUGCUGCUCAGUGUGUGGCCAGGCCAUCAUGCCUGAGCCGGGCCAGGAUACUGCGGUCCGUGUAGUGGCGCUGGGCCGCAGCUUCCACGUCAAUUGCUAUAUGUGUGAGGAGUGUGGUCUGCUCCUGUUGGGUGAGGGGCGAGGCUGUUACCCCUUCGAUGGCCACAUCCUGUGUAGGGGCUGCAGCGCCUGGCGCAUCCAGGACCUCUCUGCCGAUAUCUCCACUGACUGUUAACCAACUAUAGGAAGUCACCUUUUACCUUUUGACCUAUGACCCCUCAACCCUUCCAUUACUUUCACCUGCUCUGGGGUAAAAGUUGCCCUAAGUAAUAGAUCUGGAAUCAGUCCUACUCCUCUUAUUCAUAACCUUAACCACAAGGGGGAAAUGUUAACCUGAAUUGAUCACUGUCUAAGGGCGACUUCAUCCCCCUUCACUUUCAUCCUUUUAUAGCCUUUCUUUAUUCUUCAGAUGCCCGAAGCUGAGGACUCUGUAGUAGUAGGCCUACUAUUGAACCUGAAAUUGACAGUCUUCAAUAUGAAGUCAUUAUUUAAUUUCACCUGACCAGGUUUAUUGGUACAGGAUUACAGGGUAUUUAUUGAAACAUGGAUUGACAAGUUUAACCCCUAUGCCUUAUCCUCAGCAUCAUCCUCAUCCUCUUACUGGAUAGAGCCCCUGAUCUGCACCCACCCCCUCCCAACCCCUUGACUGCUCAACUCACACACUAUCCUUCUUGUUGCACACUGUCUCACACACACUAUCCUUCUUAUUGCACACUGUCUCACACACACUAUCCUGCAUGCUGCUCUCUCUCUCACACACACACACACACUAUCCUGCCAGACCCAGGUGGGACAUGGAAGGAGCUCUAUGGAAAAUAAUGAUUGAUAUAUAUUGACGAUGUGGAGGAUCAUAAGUAGGAAAAUUAGGUGAUAUUGAGGAAGAGGAGGAUAAUGAGGAAUACAGUGUCUUCCUGGCUGUGGGGUAACUGACCAGUCCAGAUAAUGGAACGUAUAUAUUUUGUAUUCUACUAAAGUCAAUAACCGUGCUGAACUGCCUCAUAAGCAAAGUUCACAUAUGCAAGGUAUUUCUGUGACUGAGUUUAUAUUGCAGGUGGUUUUGGUUGUGGAGUGAAUGUAUGUGUUUGGAGAGUUUUUAGGAAGUAGACGUAAAGAAAUUGGUUAGAAGGAGAUCACUAAAGUCGAUGCUUAAUCGUUGGAUGUUAAUACAAUAUGUAGGCUGUCAUAAUGACAUCUUGCACCGUUUGUCAGAACAUAACAAUAUUUUAUUCCACUGGACAGCAAUUUGUGUACUGCUUUUUAGAUAAUGUUACUUGUAUACCAGUCCAAACCCCCUCUUUUAAAAUGUUAAUGUGGUUUUCAGAUGUUUUUGCUUUUUAACAUGUAGGUUGAUUUGAUACGUUACAAUGAAGAUGAAAAAGGUGCAAUGAAGUGUUUGCCCUUAAAUCACUGAGAAUCUGGGAUCUCCAUGCUUGCCGCAUGGGCUGAGAACAUCCUCUUAUGGGUUUUUGUUUAAGCUUAGCCUUAGGAGUUAGAUUUGUUGGCAAUGUUUAAGUAACUCUGACGUUGGAGUUAUUCCCAAAUGUUUGGCCAUUUAGUUUGUCUUGCUGUCCUCAUUUUGUCUUGAAAUAUAACAACUGCGAGAAUGGUUUAAUGGGUUUGAAGCUUCUCUAACUACAAGACCCUUAAAAUAUGUCCAGAAUCAUGUUUUGUUUAGGUAUGUGAUUCUUCUCAUAGUAUCGGUCAAUGAGCACAAUUAUAUGAAGGUCUGUUUUAAGUCCUAUGAGUUACAUUUUUCACUUAUUUAUUUCAACUCAUCUUGUACUGCUACUGUCACCAAGCCGAUGUUAAUCUGUGAUAUUGAGAUUAAUGGUCAUCACUGUGUAAAUGCUUUACGUUCCACAGCAUCCUAUUGAUAAGUACUGCAGAAUAAUCAGAUUUGUCUAUGAGAGGAAUAGACUGAGCAGGUGGUUUGUACAAUUUGACUCGAGUUUGAAGUAGGUGUGAAUGAUUAGCUCC
Molecule: messenger RNA, 3687 nt
Organism: Salvelinus fontinalis (brook trout)
Lineage: Eukaryota; Metazoa; Chordata; Actinopteri; Salmoniformes; Salmonidae
Product: thyroid receptor-interacting protein 6-like
Exons: 9
Coding region: 158-1885 (575 amino acids)
Biological process (GO): cell-cell adhesion
Cellular component (GO): stress fiber; focal adhesion
Source: RefSeq, a predicted model, not a curated record